GCGGCGAAGGGCUCUGGCCUUGCUGGUAGAGAGGCUGCCCGGGCCCGCGACGGAUCCCCGGACGCAGCAGGAAGCCCAGCCCUCCCCGCAACAGCCGCAUCCCGGCUCCCGUCCGCCGCAGAGAGGAGAACCCCGGAGUGCCUGCUAAAUUCAGAAGAGCAUGGAAGAGAGUCUUCAAACUUGACCUUCUGUUCUUUGGGCAACCAUGUUGAAACGAGCUCUUAAAUCCGGACUGGUUCCUGGAUCUGCUUCUUCCCGGGAUCCCUGCCGGGGAGAUCCAUGUCCGGAUCCCCCUUUGAGCGCAGGGCAGCGGAUUCUCCACAGGUUCCUCCAGAGGGAUGUUUUAUUUAGCAGUGCUUUGUUAAUCAGGCUGGGCCUGACGCUUUACGGGACCUACCAAGACAGAACAAUGCUGGUGAAAUACACAGACAUCGAUUACCAGGUUUUCACCGAUGCCUCCAGAUACGUCACGGAAGGAAAGUCCCCAUACCAGCGGGCCACGUACCGCUACACUCCCCUCCUGGCCUGGCUGCUAACCCCCAACAUUUAUGUCAACGACUUGUUUGGCAAGAUCCUUUUUGUGGCCGGGGAUCUGGUGGCUGCCUUCCUGAUCGACCAGAUCUUGCUCCUCCGAGGGCUGGAAAGCCGGACGGCUUGCGCGUGUGCCGCCUUCUGGCUAUUCAACCCGCUUCCCAUGACAGUCUCCAGCCGAGGCAAUGCCGAGUCUCUCGUUGCCAGCCUGGUCCUUGGGACCCUCUAUUACCUGGCCAAGAGGCGCCUAGUGAAGGCGGCUGUGCUUUAUGGUCUUGCCGUACAUAUGAAGAUCUACCCCGUGACUUACGCGUUGCCUUUUGUUCUCCAUUUGCAAAGCAACACAGGAGCAGAACUGGACAAACAGAAAGGGAAGGUCGCUUGCACUGGCCGCAGCCGCGGGCUAUCCUGGAGCUGGUUCACGCGGGACGUCCUGAUUUUUGCCACCGUUUCCGGGGGCACCUUUGCCACCCUGGGUCUUGCUUUCUAUGUCUACUAUGGCUGGGAAUUCCUGCAGCACACCUACCUCUACCAUUUGCUCCGGAGGGACACUCGCCACAACUUCUCGCCCUACUUCUACCUGCUGUAUUUGACAGCCGAAAGCCGCUGGAGUUUGGCGCUUGGGCUGGCCGCCUUCCUGCCCCAGCUGCUGCUACUUCUCGCCAUCUCCUUCGUCUACCACCGAGACCUGGCUUUCUGCUGUUUCUUGCACACGGCGGUUUUUGUGAGCUUUAACAAAGUCUGCACCUCCCAGUAUUUCUUGUGGUACCUGUCCCUUCUUCCCCUGGCCAUGCCUUUCCUGCAGAUGUCCUUGGGGCGGGGGGCAGUGUUGCUAGCGCUGUGGCUCCUGGGGCAGGGUCUCUGGCUGCUCCCCGCAUAUUUCCUGGAGUUUCAAGGGCAGAAUACAUUUCUGCUCCUCUGUCUGGCGGGUUUGGGGUUCCUCUCCAUCAACUGCGUGAUCCUCGUUCAGAUGAUUUCUCACUACCGUCCAGAACGGGACUGCAGAAAAAUGAAGCGGCUGUAAGUCAGCUUGCUUCUUCAGGCUACGAAGUCACGUGGGAUCUGAUCGGCAUCAGGUCGAACGAAUCAUCAUCAUUUAACGACUCCAUUAUCUCUUGCAGGGUGGAGUCUGGGCAACUGAAUGGAGCUAGCAGAACGUUUGGAGCAGUGGUGAAAUCCAAUUUUUUUUAACUACUGGUUCUGUGGGCAUGGCUUGGGCGUGGUGUGGCUUGGUGGGCGUGGCUUGGUGGCGUGGCAGGGGAAGGAUACUGCAAAAUUCCCAUUCCCUCCCCACUCGUGGGGUCAGGCAGAGGUGGUAUUUGCCGGUUCUUCGAACUACUCAAAAUUUCCGCUACCGGUUCUCCAGAACCUGUCAGAACCUGCUGGAUUUCAUUCCUGGUUUGAUGGCCAGAUGCCCUUCCUGUUGCCAAUGCGGAGUUUUCCCCCCCGCAGAUACAUUCUCAUUGUGCUCAGAGAGAGAAAUAUCUGCCUCUUAUCUAGGAUCAAACUCACAGCUUUCUGAUUGUGAGGCGAGAGCUCCACCUCUAGCCCACCGUACCACUCACCAGGAUAAACAAACAAAUGCAAGAAAUAAAGUUGAAAAGCGGUAAGGGAUAAAUCGAAUUUGAGGAAGGGCAGAGACAUUAUUCCGCCAUGGCAAAUGGAUCAGUUCUCUCCAACAAAUAAAUUCGAUUCAACAUUUGAUUCAUGGAAUGGAAUGUUUCUAAGGCUUUGGGGUUUUUUAGAUACUUUUUUUUUCACAAUCUCCGUCCGCUCUGAAUAUAUACCCUGUAUGGAUAUAAGGAAAACAACAGGUAUUACGUUAACAAGGCUGUAUUGAACUGAAAUAGAUUGCUGGGAUUUUAUUUGGAUUUGGCUGAAGCUUACAGUUGCAAAUAAAUGUUUUAAAUAGAAAUUCUUGCAUGAUAAUGGUCUUUUAAGAUUCAGGGUUAUGUUUUA
Ahaetulla prasina is the source of this 2490-nucleotide messenger RNA. RefSeq names its product phosphatidylinositol glycan anchor biosynthesis class M (gene PIGM). Gene Ontology annotation, cellular component: glycosylphosphatidylinositol-mannosyltransferase I complex; membrane. NCBI's taxonomy places the organism in Eukaryota, Metazoa, Chordata, Lepidosauria, Squamata, Colubridae. The record is from RefSeq and is a predicted model, not a curated record. Gene Ontology annotation, molecular function: GPI mannosyltransferase activity; alpha-1,4-mannosyltransferase activity. Gene Ontology annotation, biological process: GPI anchor biosynthetic process. The transcript is spliced from 2 exons. Bases 206 to 1555 code for a protein of 449 amino acids.